This is a messenger RNA of Coregonus sp. 'balchen', 2522 nucleotides long. NCBI's taxonomy places the organism in Eukaryota, Metazoa, Chordata, Actinopteri, Salmoniformes, Salmonidae. The record is from the annotation of a GenBank genome assembly.
AUGGCCCACAAAAGUGAAGAUUUAUUUGACUGUAUUCUCAUGGCUGACGACAGGUAGGCUAAACACUGCCUUGCUCUAGUUUAUUUAGCUAGCUAACGUUAACUAGCUAGCCAGUACUAGCAUGACGCCUGUCUGUUUAUAGUUAACGUUAGCUAGCUAGUUAGAGUUGGAACAAUGUUCAUUGAUUAACGUAUGAGUUUUUAUUAAUUUCAGGUUCCAUGGAGAGGGGUACCGCGAGGGGUUCGAUGAAGGCACGCGACAAGGAAUGAUUGAUGGUCGUAAACAUGGAGCAUCACAUGGCGCCAAGCUUUCAAUGGAGGCAAGUUGAGCAUCACUCACCCAAGGUCAUGUCUAAAUUGACGUCAAAAGUUGAUAUUUUUUUGCAUUUGAGCUAAACCUAACGAUUUGCCUAACCUUAACCUAAUUAUCCUAACAUGCUACGUUAAUUAUCGUAACCUACCGCGUAAAUUCUAACAUGCUACAAAAAGUCAAUUCUGACAUAAACUGUAAACCAUCUAGUCAACAAAAUUACACAUUGGUUUCUUUACCCUGUAAGCAGUCUAUGGACAAGGUAUGACAGCAAUCCAUGAUUUGGUUUAGUUUCGCUGGCACUGCUUCCCCAUGCUAACGUUCUUCCAAGUCGGGAAUGGAGUAAGUAUCAAAUCAAAUUUUAUUGGUCACAUGCGCCCAAUACAACAGGUGCAGACAUCACAGUGAAAUGCUUACUUGCAGCCCUUAACCAACAGUGCAUUUAUUUUUAACAAAAAAAGUAAAAAUAAAACAACAACAAAAAAAGUGUUGAGAAAAAAAAGAGCAGAAGUAAAAUAAAUUAACAGUAGGGAGGCUAUAUAUACAGGGGGGUACCGGUGCAGAGUCAAUGUGCGGGGGCACCGGCUAGUUGAGGUAGUUGAAGUAAUAUGUACAUGUGGGUAGAGUUAAAGUGACUAUGCAUAAAUAAUUAACAGAGUAGCAGCAGCGUAAAAAGGAUGGGGUGGGGGGGCAGUGCAAAUAGUCAGGGUAGCCAUGAUUAGCUGUUCAGGAGUCUUAUGGUUUGGGGUAGAAGCUGUUGAGAAGUCUUUUGGACCUAGACUUGGCACUCCGGUACCGCUUGCCGUGCGGUAGCAGAGAGAACAGUCUAUGACUAGGGUGGCUGGAGUCUUUGACAAUUUUGAGGGCCUUCCUCUGACACCGCCUGGUAUAGAGGUCCUGGAUGGCAGAAAGCUUGGCCCCAGUGAUGUACUGGGCCGUACGCACUACCCUCUGUAGUGCCUUGCGGUCGGAGGCCAAGCAGUUGCCAUACCAGGCGGUGAUGCAACCAGUCAGGAUACUCUCGAUGGUGCAGCUUUAGAAUUUUUUGAGGAUCUGAGGACCCAUGCCAAAUCUUUUCAGUCUCCUGAGGGGGAAUAGGCUUUGUCGUGCCCUCUUCACGACUGUCUUGGUGUGUUUGGACCAUGAUAGUUCGUUGGUGAUGUGGACACCAAGGAACUUGAAGCUCUCAACCUGUUCCACUACAGCCCCGUCGAUGAGAAUGGGGGCGUGCUCAGUCCUCUUUUUUUUCCUGUAGUCCACAAUCCCAUUGCCAAGUAAAGGUUGGUUUAAAAUUCUCUGUGCUAUGCUUAACAUGACCUACGUAAUAACGCCUAUCAUCCAGCUGGAACAGUAAUAAUGACUAGUAACUAUUUUUAAUAGCUAGUCAAAACCCCAGGGCAGACAUGGCAAGCCAGUGUUGUUACAGCAGCUGAUUGCUACUCAGCUGAAGUCAUACAUAUGAUUUUGUUAAAUGCACAUUACAUGUAUAUGCUUACUGGUUUGUGAAAACAGCUUAGUUAAAUAAGUGUGAUUUGUGUUUUUACAACUCAUUUCUCCCCAACUACAGAUAACUUUCUAAACUACUCACCUCAUUUUAUAGGUUUCCUUCUAUUAUGGAUUUGGAAUCACUUGGAAAUGCCUUCUUCAAAACAACACAGAUGUGAAGUCCAGGUUUGACCUCUCAUCAGCAGUAAUAAAAUACCUAUCAACUCAUUAGUCACUUGUUCCUGUUGACUUUCAUGCAAAUAAAAUGAUCUUCAGUUUGUCUAUUUUAUGUUUAAGAAAAAGGCUGAAAGCUUUGGAAUCUCUUCUUGGGUUGAUUCAAAAGUUCCCCCAUGAAGAACCUCAUUAUGAAAAUCUCCAGGAGGACAUGGAGAAGGUUCGGGCCAAGUUUAGACAGGUAGGACUAUCUCACUCAAACCACAAGUCAAUUGUGUGAAUAAGCUCUUAGAAACAAACAAAUGGUUGACUCAACCAUUUUUCAAUGUGAAGGUUCAUGGCCUUUAGAUUAUCCAUGACCUAAACUGACCACUGGUUAGCAGUGUUUUUCAUGCUCUUAUUUUGAUGUCUAAACUAAUGUCUACUGAAAAACAAGGUACUGAUCUUUGGCUCUCCUUAAUCUCUUUCACCUUUAGGUCUGCUCUCUUUUAAAUGUGCCAACAGACUUCAGUGAUUAUGUGAAGACUGGAGGGUCUGGAGGGAUAUCCUUCUGA